AUGCCCCUCUGCUUAAAGUGCCAGCGCUGGUCUGACCAUGCACUUGUUGGUGAUGCUUGUCAUGACUGCUUCAAAUUCCUUGGAUUUAAUGUCGACAAGAUGACUCAUCUGUUUUCAGGGACAAACCCACCACCCGCACCUUCCACUGCCUUGAAUAAUUUACCACCUCCCCAUACACUCCCAUCUGCACAAAAUAGUCAGAUAAAUACUACAACUGCUCCUUCUCAUAAUCACUCUACAACCAUUUUAAACACUCGAGCCACACAGAGCACUUUAAAUGUUCUGAAACCACCGUCCAAUCUACCUGCCCCCUUCCCUAGUCAUCCCAAUGUAACCACAUCUGUCCCCACCAUCGAUUCUGGUUCCAUGGCACAUUUUCGUAGAAUUGUGAAGGAAAAGCGUGUCAAGCCCACCAGCUCUGGCCCUAGUUCUAAACAAGCCAAACCCAGUGUGACCAUGCCCACUCCACCAGCUCCAGCAAAUUUGAUUAAACACCGUGAUUUUGGAUUCCAUCUAUAUGAAUCUGAUAUACUUGUUAAAAACACCGGAAUCCAUCAAAUCAAGCAACCCUAUGACUUAGAUAAUCCCAAUCUCUACAAUGACCUUUGCACCAGCCUUUGGGCCAUGUUUUCUCCUCAAAUCUUGACCAAAACACACUUCACUUCACUUCCAUCCAACCCCAAAGAUUACCUCUGCCUCAGUGAUGGUGAAUCUCGCAUUCCGGAUCAAGAGACCCUUCUUGGAACUGUCAUUGCUUGUGGAAACAAAAGUCUCGCCAGCAAAAUGGAAUUGCUCAGCAAGCCUAUGCCAUCCUACUUGCAUAUCAACACUGACAGUUGGAUCCUUGCUCAAAGGCUACUUUUGGAUAAUAUUGAAACUACAAAGGCCACAACUGAAUCAAUCAUCAUCAAAGUCAACAAACGAGAAGUCAUUGGUUCUGGAGGAAUUCAUGAAGUUGAAAUCAUCACCGAUUAUGUUGCCAAGGUGAUGAAAGACAUCCAACACCAAUCCCUCAAACUCCAUGCGGCCAACGCACGCAUGUAUGAGGCAUGUGCAGUUCUUUUGGAAGAGUAUCUAUCAGUAAUUGAGGCUUGCCAAGGCCUUCCAAUGAACACCAAAGCUAAGGCAAAGCAGAUGCAGAUUAUCCGACACUCUGUGGUUUUCACUGGUGACAUCUUUUGUCCAACUGACAUAUACUUCUUUGAGAAACACUUACCCGGAAAAUAUGUUAAAUACUCAAGCAACACUGAUUUCAAUAUUACUGUCGACCAAAUCAGAAUGGAUCCCAAAGUAUUCCAACUCAUGAAUACAUUUACUCAUUGGACUUAUAACAUCUCAAAUGGAAAGAAUUUGGUUGCAGACUUGCAGGGUGUUGGUCCACACAUAACCGACCCACAAAUUAUUGACUUGGAUGAAUCGCUCUGGACCCUAGGAAACAAUUCGGCGGAUGGAAUUAAGGCUUUUAUUUGAGAUCACCUGUGUAACAAAGUUUGCCAAGCCAUAGGCCUCCCCAAAGUUGGUGACUCCGAAUGGGAAAUCAUUAUUCCCCAAGAUAGCUCUAAUCAACCAGCUGAAUCCCAAACUUCCAACCAAAACCCACAUCCUUUGAGAGGAUCUCGUCCCAGUGGUUCUUUGACCCACUUAAUUGCAGAUUCUGAUGACGAUGGUGUUCUCCCAGAUCCCAAUACUUUUUUCGCCACACAUUCCGUACAAAACACCAGUACCUAGUUUAGAUUCCUUGACAUCUUACCAAUCAAUAUUGGUACUGAUUGGUAGACUUUUCCCCAGAUGAGACAACUGUCACUCAGUUUUCAUGUUUCCUAUUUCCUAUAAUACUUUAAUAACUCCCACUAAGCUUUUGACUUCAAGUUCUGACUUUUACUUUGGCA
Messenger RNA from Puccinia graminis f. sp. tritici CRL 75-36-700-3, 1889 nucleotides. RefSeq names its product alphaK I10. Gene Ontology annotation, molecular function: protein serine/threonine kinase activity; ATP binding. NCBI's taxonomy places the organism in Eukaryota, Fungi, Basidiomycota, Pucciniomycetes, Pucciniales, Pucciniaceae. Bases 1 to 1470 code for a protein of 489 amino acids. The transcript has 5 exons. The record is from RefSeq and is a predicted model, not a curated record. Gene Ontology annotation, biological process: protein phosphorylation.